AUGUCACAACAUGGAUACCCAGAGAGACUGUCGAAUACUUCAAAAGGGUUUCAAGAGGAUGUGUCAAGCCAGACGAUGGAAGUGCUGGUCGAAACCCUGACGGGGACAGCAUUCGAGAUUACGGUGUCUCCUUCGGACACUAUUUUGGAUAUAAAGUCGAAAAUAUAUCGCGUUGAAGGUAUACCGGUGUCUCAACAACAUCUCGUGUACAACUUACGCGAAUUAGAAGAUGCUCGGUCCCUGCGGGAGCAGUCUGUGUGUGAUGGAGCUAAGUUACGCCUGGUGCUGGGACUUCGAGGUGGCCCGGUGGCUACGCGGCGGUUGCCCCCCCCUGAACCCUGGAAUGAUAUUGAGCAGCUGCUCGCUUCUAAGAGGGGCGAGUGUGACGGCAGCAGCGGCUCAGGAAGUGGCUGCAAGGUGACAGUUGUUGUGUUCCGCGAGGGGGAGCGAGUCAAUAUGCUCAGGGUGAAAGAAAAUAAGGAUGGCACUUACUCUCCUAUUGACAACAACAAAUACUCUUCAUCCCUGGGUCACUUGGUGGAGUGCGACACAGACGAGGCCUUUGUUGGAGCUGCAACCGGAAAAGGUUCUGCGAAGGGUGCGCCCAGGGCUCCAUCUGCGGAAGCCGUGGCAGACAUGGUGCACGAGAAUGCAGUCACCAUGACCAAAAUGAUGCAGCUGCGCCAUCGGAUGCACAUGCUGACCGCUACCCGGCCGCCCAUAGCUAGUAGUGUUUUUAAAGGAAAACGUGAUAUACAGAAGACUAGAAGCGAAGAGAUCCUAUCCGUCCCCAGUCUCCUAGAUGACAACCCAGAUUAUAGGACCUACACGCCCAUAGAAGAUGCUCUUUAUGAUGGCAACUAUACCAGAUACGACUUUGAUUGUUCCUUCUCCGAGAGGUAUACCUUGCUGCCACCCAUCGGAACCAGGACUGACUCUGAGCCUAAUAUACCUGAUCCUGAUGAUAGUUCAAGAUUGAAAUUAUCGGAUGCGUUGUCGGGGUCUAUACUAGUGAAGCGUGAAAAGAAGGAGGAGAGAACUGUCCGGGACGACCCUUUGGCCCGUGGCGAUGUGGACACCCAACUGGCAGCGGACAGCCUCGCCGCUAUACACGCGACUGAGUAUGGGCCCCUAGUUGUGGGGGAAGCGAGUGGUUGGAGAGCCCGCGGCUUCGGGUCCAGUUCCCAGCUAGCGGGAGGAAGCUUAGCGGGUAGCCUAGCUGGUGGCCUCACUGGCUCUUUAGCCGGUGGUCUAACGGGCUCCUUGGCCGGGGGGCUGCCAGGGGCUUUAGGGGGCGGUGGUGUAGCUGGAUCGUCUUCUGCGCUUCAUGUAAGGGCACGCCAUUCAGCUCGCUCCUCACCUCCGCUAUCCGACGCGCUGUUCUCGUCGUCCACGUCCGAUUUGGAGCAUUUGAAAAGAAAUAGAAUCUUGCCAGCGCUGAGCCGGCAUCGCAAUCGCGAGCACCUGCACUUAAGCGACGAGCGCCUGGACCACACGCCCUCCCCGCAUCAGGCUUCGGUGCGGUCUCCCCCACUUAAUAAGGAGGUGGGCUCCGAGCGGCGGCAGAGGCGCAUCGAUAAGAUCACCGAAAUGGAACAGAGGUUCAAACAAGAAGAGAGAGAAGUUUUACAGGAACAGGAGAAAAUCCCCGAGGAGAAGGUGAAGAAGGUGAAAAUCCGCUGCGCGUUCUGCAAGAAGCGCCUCAGCAUAGCGACGGUCCAUACUUGCCGCUGCGGCGCCGAGCUGUGCGCGCCGCACCGCUACGCCGAGGUCCACGGCUGCGCGUACGACUACAAGGCGGGGGCGCUGGCCAGCCUCCAGAGGGCCAACCCCCUCGUGAGCGCGCCCAAGCUCCCCAAAAUAUGA
Molecule: messenger RNA, 1866 nt
Organism: Leptosia nina
Lineage: Eukaryota; Metazoa; Arthropoda; Insecta; Lepidoptera; Pieridae
Source: the annotation of a GenBank genome assembly